AUGCGGAGGGUGGUUGUGUUUUGGGAAUGGGAAGCUGCGAGGUGGGACGAUCGCGCUCGGCGUUGCCUCGAGAACGAGAGCUUUAUUACGCCUGCCCCCUCAGAGUUCAGCGAAGUGAGGCAGGUUUGGGAGUCGGAGGUGGAGAGGUUGAAAAAGGCUAGGGAUGGGAAAAUCGCAUACGCCCGUCGUCAGGCGGCAAUACGCAGGAAAAUGGUCGAGCGUGCGCACAAAAGAUGGGGAAACAUCAGGGAAUUACUGGGCACAUUCGAGGGAAAGAGUGGGUUGAAGCCUGCCAAACUUGAACAAAAACCUGCAUCUCCACCACCUCAGUCACCACCUCGAGAUCCACCCAAUCCUGCUACACAGUCGGGAGAGGCAGGGAAGCGAAAAGGGGAAAAGGACAAGGAAGAGAAAGUUGAAGACGAUUCUAGGAUCUGGUAUGAUUAUCACGAUUACAAAAGACCUCUCGUCACCUUCGUCUUCAUGUAUCGACCGAGAGCGUUCCUCGAGAAGUACCACAUUGCCAAAGUCGCGCCACCCAUGCGUGAAGCGCGACGUCAGGCAGAACAUUCCAUCUCCGGGGUGUUGAACCCCUCGGCUCCUCUUCUCGACGACGAAGAGGACGACGAUGACUGGGAACUGCAGAUGUUGAACGACUCGGAUGAGGAGGACGACAUGUCUGGUUCUGAGUACUGUGGUUCUGUGGUCGAGACAGAAUCCGAAUGGGACCCCACGGAGUACUGGUCCGAUGCUACUGAAGAGGAGGAACCGAUAUCGAACCAGGACAGUCCCCAACAGGAAUCUCCUGGAGUGGAUGGCGACUCUCUUCUGGAAGAAGACUCGACUUCAGUUUUGCCUCAGAAGCGUCCUCGAGCAGACUCGAUGGACUCCAUGUAUCUUUCCGAAUCCGAAGUUCAUCACGGCUUCAACCCUUCAGUUAGCCCUGAACCAACCUUACCCACCGUUGACCAUUCCCGGGACCGAACUUCGCCAAUUUCUCCACCCCCAGAAAGGGCCAUUUCGAACUCGAGAACUACAGAUCUCCAAGAAGAUGACGAUGACAUGAACGACGGGGAGGUUACAAUUAGCGCUGAGUUGAACCAGGACACCCGAUGCCCAUCCGAGAACCCAUCCUUUUCAGGAGUGGGCCAGGUAGGGGAUGAAUUGCCGUCUAGAAGCCAGACUGGACAACCAGAGGCCCCUUCCUCCGACGCAGACAUGUUUACUCCAUCUCGCUCGUCUUCUAACCCGACCCUGAUCGGCACCUCUGAAUCGCCUACCGGGCCCGUAGCCCCACACGGCGCCAAAACCGGAACGAUCACCGUGAAAACCGAAGAGAACUCGUCUGCCGUUUCCGAACUAUCCGACAUGGCACUUAUAGCUCCCGGCGCUUUCAACGAGGCUCAGCGGGAACUUCACGACCUUCGACGGAAGUUGAAGCGGGUCGAAGAAGAGCUUGGGCAGAGGGAGACAGAGAGGAAGCUGUUGACCAAGCUUAGAGAUACCUCUCGGGCGUAUCAUCGGUCUGUGAAGAAGGUCAAACUGGAGGAAGGCGCGGAGGCGGAGAAGCCGGUCAACGAUCAGGCGCUGGAGAAUAGGCUGAGGGUGUGCGAAGGGAGAAUCAGGGGCAUCAAGAAGGAGGCUUCCAAAUUGAAGGAAGAGAUAACGCAAUAUGAGGGGGUAAAGAGCAUGUAUGCUGCCUACUUGCCUCAGGAUGUCGAGGCGAAGGUGGAGGUGAAGGAGGAAGGGAUACCGGAAGACGACAUGGUGAUUGAUCUAACAGAGGAUGAUUAG
Coprinopsis cinerea okayama7#130 is the source of this 1794-nucleotide messenger RNA. RefSeq lists its product as hypothetical. The transcript has 6 exons. Lineage: Eukaryota; Fungi; Basidiomycota; Agaricomycetes; Agaricales; Psathyrellaceae. The record is from RefSeq and is a predicted model, not a curated record. Bases 1 to 1794 code for a protein of 597 amino acids.